Molecule: messenger RNA, 1500 nt
Organism: Rangifer tarandus platyrhynchus (Svalbard reindeer)
Lineage: Eukaryota; Metazoa; Chordata; Mammalia; Artiodactyla; Cervidae
Source: the annotation of a GenBank genome assembly
AUGCGAGUCCUCAGGCCAAGCCUGUGUGCCGGGCGCCUCCUCCGGCUGCGGCUACCCCCGCGGCAGCCGCAGCCGCCAGGACCCCGGCUGUCCUGCGGGCGGCCGGCGGCGGCCGGCGCCCUGGAGCAGGCCAUGGACGAGCUGCUGCACCGCGCCGUGCCCGCGAUGCCGGCCUAUGAGCUGCGCGAGAAGACGCCGGCGCGGGCGGAGAACCAGUGUGCGGACUUCGUGAGCUUCUACGGCGGCCUGGCUGAGACGGCCGAGCGCGCCGAGCUGCUGGGCCGCCUGGCGCGCGGCUUCGGCGUGGACCACAGCCAGGUGGCCGAGCAGAGCGCCGGCGUGCUCCAGCUGCGCCAGCAGCCGCGGGAGCCAGCCGUGCUGCUGCAGGCCGAGGACCGGCUCCGCUACGCGCUAGUGCCGCGCUACCGCAGCCUCUUCCACCACAUCAGCAAGAUGGAGGGCGGCGUGCGCUUCCUGGUGCGGCUGCGGGCCGACUUGCUCGAGGCGCAAGCCCUCAAGCUUGUGGAGGGGCCGCACGUCCGGGAAAUGAACGGGGUGCUGAAAAACAUGCUCUCGGAGUGGUUUUCCUCGGGGUUCCUGAACCUGGAGCGGGUCACCUGGCAUUCACCAUGCGAAGUGCUCCAGAGAAUCAGCGAGGCUGAGGCCGUGCACCCCGUGAAAACCUGGAUGGACUUGAAGCGGCGCGUGGGGCCCUACCGGAGGUGCUACUUCUUCUCCCACUGCUCGACGCCAGGGGAGCCCCUGAUCGUCCUGCACGUGGCCCUGACCAGCGAGAUCUCCAGCAGCAUCCAGACGAUCAUAGUGAAGGAGUGCCCCCCGUCGGAGACAGAGGAGCGGAACAAGAUCACCACGGCCGUCUUCUACUCGCUGAGCCUGACCCAGCAGGGGCUGCAGGGCGUGGAGCUGGGCGCCUUCCUCAUCAAGCGGGUGGUGAAGGAGCUGCAGAAGGAGCUCCCCCAGCUGGGCGCCUUCUCCAGCCUGUCUCCCAUCCCCGGCUUCACCAAGUGGCUCCUGGGGCUGCUCAAGUCCAAAGCCAAGGAGCAUGGGCGGAGCGGACUGCUGACGGACUGCGAGAGUCAGGAGAUCGCCGAGCUCACGGGCGGCCCCGCGCUCGAGACGCUGCAGACGCUGCUGAGCAGCGGCGAGUGGGCGCAGUCGGAGCGGCUGGCGCGGGCGCUGCAGGCCCCGCUGAUGCGGCUGUGCGCCUGGUACCUGUACGGGGAGAAGCACCGCGGCUACGCGCUCAACCCCGUGGCCCACUUCCACCUGCAGAAUGGCGCCGUGCUCUGGCGCAUCAACUGGCUGGCCGACGUCAGCCUCAAGGGCGUCACGGGCGCCUGCGGCCUCAUGGUCAACUACCGCUACUUCCUGGAGGACACGGCCGCCAACAGCACCGCCUACCUCGGCUGCAAGAGCAUCAAGGCCUCCGAGCAGGUCCUCAGCCUGGUGGCCCAGUUCCAGAAGAACAGCAAACUCUAG